AUGCUGAGCUUUUUGGGAUUCCUUGGUGCGGUGAUCGUUUCAGCUCUUGCCGUGCGAAAUGUGCAACUGUCAGCGCUGAAAGCCACAAAAACUCCAUGCUGUAUCGACACUCUUCUUCCCGGCAAAUUCGCGGUCCUUUGCCGAACGAAUCCCGAUUUCAGUUUCAUUCAAUGCUGUCAAUCUUGCCAUUUCAACACCGAUAUGUUCACGUCGCUAACCUAUCCGGUGCCCGCCGAUCUCUACAUGUACGAUGUGGCGAAUAUGAUGGAAACACCGAAUCCGACAUGCGCUGAUAGACAUACUGAAAUGUGGUGUGAGAAUUUCCUGACUCGACGCGGCUCUUGGCAACAAAACCGAGUCACUUGUCAGACUUCGGGCCUCGCUUUUCGUGUCUGUCGGAAGACUUGCGGAUUUUGUGCCAGCACUCGUCCCUCCUCAGUCUACUACAAUUCAACGAUCGCCAAAAGCCCGAAACUUUGCGCCAAGCUUGCU
Mesorhabditis belari is the source of this 492-nucleotide messenger RNA. The record is from the annotation of a GenBank genome assembly. Lineage: Eukaryota; Metazoa; Nematoda; Chromadorea; Rhabditida; Rhabditidae.